This is a messenger RNA of Plutella xylostella (diamondback moth), 1879 nucleotides long. RefSeq names its product putative tRNA (uracil-O(2)-)-methyltransferase. The record is from RefSeq and is a predicted model, not a curated record. Gene Ontology annotation, biological process: tRNA methylation. NCBI's taxonomy places the organism in Eukaryota, Metazoa, Arthropoda, Insecta, Lepidoptera, Plutellidae. Gene Ontology annotation, molecular function: tRNA (uridine) methyltransferase activity; metal ion binding.
GUGGCAAGUGGCAAAAUACUAAAAUUUAGAAAUUUACUUUAAUUACUAAAGCGAUAUUUAUAAAACCUGCAAUGUCUGGUUGCAAAAUUACUGCUUCUUCGAUGUCUGAUGAUGGGUUCUGGGCUGCCAUCAAUAUAUUGAUAAACAAACCUCACGUUGUGAAUAAGAGGUUAUGGGGUUGCAAAGUUAUUUGUAAACAAACUUGCUCUCCUUUACUGAAUCCCUGGCUACCUUCAGUAUGUCCUAGAGUAGACUCAUUAAAAGAUACUGAAGCAGUUAUGGAAUGUAUACUGAGUAAAUUAAGACUACAAAGUACUCUCAUAAUGGAUGGCCAACCUGUUGAAGUUACGCUUAUUGAGUUACUCCCAAAAAGCUACAGUGAGCCACAUGCGUUGCAGCUGGUGUGCCAAAACAGAGGGGAUUCCAUUGUCUACUUUUUUGAUGUCACGCCAAUGGGCAUAACACAAACAUUAAGUCCAGAUUUUAGUUUUUCUGUACAAUUGAAAGAGAAAAAUAUAUUCUUAAAAGCUGAAUGUGAUGAAGAUUCAAAAUCAUUUCAGUGGCUGAGUGAGACCAUUCUACCGCAGUUAAUAAAAUGGGGAGAGGAAACUGGUGCUAGGGACCCCAACAAACAAGAAUCUUUAUCCUUAGUGUCCAAUGAAAACUAUUACAGAAAAUAUAAUGAACUCAAGACUAAAUAUGGCAAGGAAAUGGUUAAAAUUUGGCCAGAAUGCACAGACCCAUCAAAAUUUGUUUAUGAAGAUGUGGCCAUCGCCACCUACUUGCUCCUGCUCUGGGAGGAUGAGAGGCAAAUACAAGGAACAGUUGAGAAGCAAACAUUUGUAGAUCUCGGCUGUGGGAAUGGCCUGCUGGUCUACAUACUGGCCAUGGAGGGCCACGGGGGUGUUGGCAUUGACAUAAGGAAGAGGAACAUCUGGGAUAUUUAUCCCAGUAAUGUUGUUCUAGAGGAAAAAACAGUGACUCCUUCAGAUUUGAAUCUAUUUCCGAGUACUGAUUGGAUAAUUGGCAACCACUCAGAUGAGCUGACUCCGUGGAUCCCUGUGGUGGCGGCCAGGAGCUCCUAUACCUGCAACUUCUUCCUACUUCCAUGCUGUGCUUACAAUUUUGAUGGCAGUAAAUAUCAAAGGCAAAAUUCUUCUAAAAGCCAGUACACAGAAUAUCUAGACUACAUCAAGAAGUUGUGUCAAGAAUGCGGCUUUAGAACUGAUACUGAUAGAUUGAAGAUACCCAGUACUAAGAGAAUUUGUCUAGUUGGCAGAGGCAGAACUUAUCCUGAAGAGGACCAUAGUAAAUAUUGCUACAGUAUACAGAAACUAAUCAAUAUAAAUCCUGCAAAAUCUGAUGAAAAGACAGAAAAUUGGAUAAGUGACUUCAAGGCUAGAGAGCCUGUAGAAAGAGUUAGAAAUUGCACUAAAAUUGAUAAAAACCUCAUUGUGAGUAUAGUAGAUUGUAUAGCCCAGUAUCUGAUGAAAGAACUGGAUACAGAUGUAAGGUGGUCUCCUGGUAGAAGUGUUGAUUUAACAGAAUUAGUUCAGUUAAUACCAUCAGAUCAGCUGAAAUCUCUCAAAUCUGAAUGUGGUGGUCUACAGACUUUAUUAAAAAAUCAUCAUCACAUUUUCAAAGUACAAGGAGGAAAGGUGCAACUUCGCCAUCCCAAAAGUGUUGAUGAAAUAAACAAUGAAAUGAAAUCAAAGAAAUCUAAAGUGCAAAAAAUCCAACUCCAACAAAAACCAUGCUGGUUUUUCAGCAAUCACCCACAAGGAUGCCCACUGUCUGACAAAACUUGUAGCUUUUUACAUGAAAAUAAAAGAAUUUAAAACAUACAAAACAACUAUAAAUAUAUUUAUUUAAUUCAUAA